AUGUAUUGUUUUACUUAUUAUUUUCUAAAGGUAAACUUAAACCCUUCUGAUGGGCUCUUCCUUGGGGGGGUGGGUCCUGAUGUACUCAAGAGACCUGACGAUGUACUCGGGGAUUUCCUGAGGUGCGGGGGGAACGGGGAGAUGGGCACCCUGGGGUUGGUAUCCGUUCUCGUCAGCGGUGUAGGUCAGACUGAAGCGCUCACCGUUGGGAGCGGUGUAGGAGUUACUACCUUGGACAGAGAUGGCUUCGGAUUCAGAGCCGACGUUCUUGAGGAGUCCGACUUCCUGGGCAGCGAUACCGUUGCUGGUUUCGAAGGCGUAUUUGUACUGGUCAGGGAGGACAUCAGCGACCUGCUGCACGAUCUGGGCGUCAGCCUCAGGGUUGCGAACUACGUGGGAGACAUCAGCGGCAACUACGGCCACGACGGCGAGGAGAGCUACGAAGGAUUUCAUCUUGUGUGUCAAAGUUAA
Spodoptera littoralis (African cotton leafworm) is the source of this 471-nucleotide messenger RNA. Lineage: Eukaryota; Metazoa; Arthropoda; Insecta; Lepidoptera; Noctuidae. The record is from the annotation of a GenBank genome assembly.